AUGGAGAGCGUGGUACAGCCUUCAGUGUUUGUGGUGGAUGGACAGACGGACAUCCCGUUCAGGAGGCUGGGGCAGAACCGCAGGAGACGGCGCUGCAGCAUCUCCCAGGUUAGCCUGGUCCUGAUACUGCUGCUGGGCGCUGGCCUGGGCGCCCAGGGCUGGUUCCUACUCAGACUGCAUCAGCGUCUUGGGGACAUGGUAGCUCGUCUGCCGGAUGGAGACACGAGCUCUUGGGAGAAGCUGAUCCAAGAUCGGCAGUCUCACCAACCCAACCCAGCGGCACAUCUUACAGGAGCCAACGACAGCCUGAUCGGUGUGGGCGGACCCCUGCUGUGGGAGGCCCAGCUUGGCCUGGCCUUCCUGAGAGGCCUGAUGUAUCACGAUGGCGCCCUGGUGAGCACGAAGGCUGGCUACUACUACGUGUACUCAAAGAUACAGCUGAGCGGCGUGGGCUGCCCCCAGGGGCUGGCCAGCGGCCUCGCCAUCACCCACGGGCUGUACAAGCGCACGUCCCGCUACCCGAAGGAGCUAGAACUGCUGGUCAACCGGCGCUCGCCCUGCAGCCGGGCCAACAGCUCCCGCGUGUGGUGGGACAGCAGCUUCCUGGGCGGCGUGGUGCGUCUGGAGGAGGGCGAGGAGGUGGUGGUCCGCGUGCCCGGGAGCCGCCUGGUCAGACCCCGCGAUGGCACCAGGUCCUAUUUCGGAGCAUUCAUGGUCUGA
Molecule: messenger RNA, 720 nt
Organism: Psammomys obesus (fat sand rat)
Lineage: Eukaryota; Metazoa; Chordata; Mammalia; Rodentia; Muridae
Gene: Tnfsf14
Product: TNF superfamily member 14
Exons: 4
Coding region: 1-720 (239 amino acids)
Biological process (GO): immune response
Cellular component (GO): membrane
Molecular function (GO): tumor necrosis factor receptor binding
Source: RefSeq, a predicted model, not a curated record